This is a messenger RNA of Ctenopharyngodon idella (grass carp), 3395 nucleotides long. RefSeq names its product calcitonin receptor-like 2 (gene calcrl2). Gene Ontology annotation, cellular component: plasma membrane. Gene Ontology annotation, biological process: adenylate cyclase-activating G protein-coupled receptor signaling pathway; cell surface receptor signaling pathway; angiogenesis. NCBI's taxonomy places the organism in Eukaryota, Metazoa, Chordata, Actinopteri, Cypriniformes, Xenocyprididae. Bases 133 to 1617 code for a protein of 494 amino acids. Gene Ontology annotation, molecular function: calcitonin gene-related peptide receptor activity; calcitonin receptor activity; adrenomedullin receptor activity. The transcript has 13 exons. The record is from RefSeq and is a predicted model, not a curated record.
CUCAGAGACCCGCAGAUCAUCAGACGCUCAUGAGGACCAAACACACACACACACAUACACACACGAACCCCGACGAGCCUCACACACCAGAACGACACAGAUGCUCUCUAGCACCCCCUGUCUUAGUGGCAGAUGUGCGUCAUGACAAGAAACCCGUCACUCCUGCUGCUGGUCAUUCUGCUGCUGGACACCGAGGUGUGUCUCUGCGAGGAUGUGUUCAUAGCGGCGGGGAUGUCAGCAGAGGAGGUGACCGAUAUCCCAGCAUCCUCUUCUGAUCUGAAGGUGACCCGUGAGCAGAUCCUCUCCGCCCAGUUUGAGUGUUACCUCAAAAUAAUGUAUGAGCCUCCACGCAGCGAUCCGGGCCCGUACUGUAAUCGCACAUGGGACGGGUGGCUCUGCUGGGGAGACUCCGCCCCUGGCACCGCUGUCCAGCUCUGCCCCAACUACUUCCACGAUUUUGAUUCAACUGAAAAAGUGACCAAAGUGUGUGGCUCGGACGGUCAUUGGUUUCGUCACCCGGAAAGCAACCGACUGUGGUCCAAUUACACUCUGUGUUCGGCGUACACUAAGCAGAAACUCAAGCUUACGUAUGUGCUUUACUAUCUGACUAUAGUGGGACACGUCCUCUCCAUCAUAUCGCUCCUUAUUUCCAUAUGCAUCUUCUCCUACUUCAAGUGUUUGAGCUGUCAGCGAAUCACUCUUCAUAAAAACAUGUUCACAUCCUUCAUCCUGAACUCGUUCGUCACCAUCAGCUAUUUCUACUUCGUCAUCGGCGAGGAGCAGACCAGAACAGACUCUUCUCAGAUCGGCUGUAAGAUCCUAACGAGUCUCACGUACUACACCACAUGCACCAAUUAUUUCUGGAUGUUGUGCGAGGGGAUCUACCUGCACACCCUUAUCAUUGUGGCCGUGUUUGUGGGCGAGCAGCAGCUGGGCUGGUACUACAUCCUCGGCUGGGGUUUCCCAGUGAUCCCUGCUGUAACGCAGGCUGUGGCGCGUCUGCUCUUCCAUGAUGACAGGUGUUGGACCAUGAACACAAGCCUGCUGUACAUCACACACGGCCCGAUACAAGUCGUUCUGGUGGUGAACCUGUUUUUCCUCCUCAACAUCGUGCGGGUGUUGAUCACCAAACUGAGGGUCACCCACCAGACCGAGAGCAGCGUGUACAUGAAAGCGGUUCGCGCCACCAUCAUCCUGGUUCCUCUGCUGGGAGCCCAGUUCAUCCUGAUGCCGCUGGAGCCCAGCGGACGCAUCUCUCGGGCCAUCUACGAGCUAUUCAUGAACAUCUUUGUGCAUUUCCAGGGUCUCCUGGUGGCCGUGAUCUUCUGCUUCUGUAAUGGAGAGGUGCAGUCAGCGCUGCGGCGUAAGUUUGCGCAGGAUCGCGGUCAGUGGAUGCAGGGGCGCCUGGUGACCACAGACUCUCACUGUAACUACCACACCAACUCCUCCGUCACCGAGACCAGCCGCGUCACCAUCAGCCUCGACCACAGCCUGUCCAACACGGGCGACGGGAAAACCGGCGACACCACACUCGCGAUGAACGGCCAGAGCAACGGCAAACACUGCUCCAGCGAAGAACCCGAGAUCGCCGAAGUGCUCGAGUCGUCUGAAAUAUGAACAUCAUCCAGCUGAAGAUCCCAUUCGGAUUUUCUGAAACAAAACACACACAAGUUUAUGAAAACGUUAUUUCUGAAUGUCAUCUGAACUUUCAAAACGUCCAGUUUUAAAAAUGUUUUUUCUUGGUUAUGCGAACGUUAAGGGAACGUUCCACUUCAUUGUUUUGCAAACAUUAUUUGAACGUUAGUUUUGAAUGUUCUCUGUGCUAACAUUAUUAAAGACCAAAAACCUUUGAAUGAACGUUCCAUUAACGUUACUGGAAGAACAUUUGUUCAUAACUUUGAAAGAACCUUGCCAAAUAAGUUAUGAGAACGUUCCCUGUUAGCUGGAUAUGCACUAAUAUCACCAACACAACAUCACAGGUACUUCUGUGAUAUGACGUAUGACCACCAGUGAAAGAGUUUUUCGUGUUUGUUAUGGAUUAAUACAUUUAUUGGUGUUUUAUUUGUAAUUUUAAACACGUUGUAUUUGUACAUUUAAACACAUAAGUCUGACUGUAAAGUUGCUUUUAGUGAGAUUUAAGGCCCAUUCACACUAAGAGCGAUAACUAUAAAUAUAAAGAUAUAGUUCUAAAAAUCGUUCUAAAUAUAAAAGAAUAGCACUGUCCAAACGAUAUCGUUGGGAUCACUAUCGGAACGAUUUUUUCCCAGCUGUUAAACGAUAAAACACUGACAGCCAAUCAGAAUCCGUUCUAAUGUAAGGGUUCGCGCAUUUAAAAUGGCGGACGUCAUUGCAGAGAAGUUAAUCGCCGAGGUCCAGAAAAAGCCACGACUGUUUGACAAGUCAAACCCCCUUUUCAGGGAUACUUUAAAGAAAAUGGAUAUAUGGAAAACAAUCGGUCAUACCCUCGGAAUAAAUGGUGAGAAAUAUUAAUGAUAAGGUCAUUAUGUCAGGAUAGCAAACAGUGUUAAAAUAAAAUUACCUCAGGUAUCCAGCGCUAGUUUCGACAACAUUGUCUUGCUUCCUUUGAAGUUGCAGUGAAAAAGACGACGUUGUUUUUAUUCCACUAUAUUAACUUUGUCAGCUAAAUUCACUGUUAGAUUAGAUCGCUACUCUAGCUAUUUACUCGAAACAUAGCAUGCUGAGGACAUCUGCUGGUUAAAGCCGUGUAAAUGCAACAAGAAAAGCAAAACCGCAGCGCGUGAGCUUAGAAUAAACAGACCGUUAUCGUUCGUUGGUGUGGACGCAAAUAUAGUUAAGUUACCGUUCUUGGUGUGAACAUGCCUUUAUUCAGUAUAAACUGUUCACAGAUUUAUAUUUCGAUCUAAAUGGAAGGAAUGUGCAUGUGUUAAUAUGGAAAAGCCAAUGCAUAUUAAAACGCACCGAAUAGUUUGCUUGUCCGCGUUCCCCUCCGUCACGUGGACUGUGUGCGUGACCUAAUUUUUGUCAUUAGAGCACUGCACUGCCUAGUGGACUUAUUGGUAUUAUCAUCUGAUACUACAGCAAACUGUUCCACUGUAUUUUUAGGGAUCCUCGAUUUGGAUGUGAUUAUCUCUAGGAUAGUGCGCAUGCGCCGAACACGCUGACUGUGCGCGAGGCGAAGAGGAACGCGGAGAACAAAAUGUUGUAAAUAAGCUGUUAUAUAAGCACUUGUUUUCACCGAAUGUAUCUGCUUCAUGAGCCCUUUGAGUUUUUAUUAUUGUCAAAGCUCUUAAGAUGUCACAUUUGCUUUUUGUGGUUCUUGGAAAACGCAAAUAAAAAACAUUCCAUUUGACUUGUUAAUAUUAUCACUAUUUGUGUAACAGACGCGGUGAAACUCAAUAAAAGUACUUGCAUUA